UGUUCCAAGAAAAACAGUCAGUCCAUGUUGGAUUUCACUGACUGAGCCAAAUUUAGUUUGUUUAGGUGUCUUCUUUUUUUGGCUUACGUCUGUCAACCCUGCUCCAAACUUUCACUUUAAGAAGGCGCGUCUACGCUGCAGUGUAGUGUGUUUAUUACAACCCUUAAAGUGGCACAUGGAAACCAUAGCUGGUGUCUGCAUGGCACACUUCUCCAGACCCACACAUCCACUGUGAGGGGAAACGGAGACGCUGAUCCACGCAGCAUAUCCCCGCAGCCUGUCAAGACUAUUUUUAUUCCGCGGCUCCUGUGCGGUGCAUGCGGCAGCGUGAGCGCCUCGCCAGGGCGAGGAGCGGAACGGGGAAGGAUCGGCGGAUUGAAGACGAUUCGGACUCCGGGCGAGACGAGACAUGAUAUAGGCUGGUACCCGGUGCGCCAGCCGUCGGGGGUGAAGGCACAUUGGGACGCGAGGGGCAUGGAGGCACCGCCUGUGACGAGGAGCUGCGAGCGCACCGCGGCCACACGGGAGUAACCGAGCCGUGAAACCGGGAGGGAUGGCAGCAUCCAGCAACUCCAGCCUCUCAGGUUCAUCUGUGUCCUCUGACCCUGAGGAUUAUCAGCCGCCCAUAUGGAAGUCCUACUUGUACCAGCUCCAGCAGGAAGCGCCGAGACCAAAGAGGAUCACAUGUCCUCAGGAGAUGGAGAGCAGACCCAAGUACUAUGGCAGAGAAUUUCAUGGCAUGAUCCCUCGGGAGUAUGCAGAUGAGCUGCUGGGGGGAGUCGAGGGUGCUUACCUCAUCAGGGAGAGCCAGAGACAGCCGGGGACGCACACCUUGGCCUUGAGGUUCGGGCACCAAACCCUCAACUACCGACUCUUCUACGAUGGGAAGCACUUUGUGGGGGAGAAGAGGUUUGAGUCGGUCCACGACUUGGUGACCGACGCCCUCAUCACCCUCUACAUCGAGACCAAGGCAGCGGAGUACAUCGCCAAAAUGACCACCAACCCCAUCUACGAGCACCUUGGUUACACCUCACUACUUAAGGACAAGAUGGUGCACAGGCUGAGCCGAGGGCGCACGGAGCCACGCAGGGUCACCUUCCAGAAAGAUGAGAGGAUCUCCUCACCUCUGGUGCGACGGAGCGCCUUGAAAGACACACAGGAGAAGCAGUGCUCCUACGAGAAGAUCCACAACUUCAAGGUGCAUACAUUUCGAGGGCCGCACUGGUGCGAGUACUGUGCCAACUUCAUGUGGGGCCUCAUCGCCCAGGGUGUCCGCUGCUCAGACUGCGGCCUGAAUGUACACAAACAGUGCUCCAAACUGGUUCCAAGCGACUGCCAGCCGGACCUGCGCAGGAUAAAGAAGGUGUUCAGCUGUGAUCUGACCACACUUGUCAAAGCUCACAACAAGACGAGACCCAUGGUGGUGGACAUGUGUAUUCAAGAGAUAGAGCUGAGAGGUAUGAAAUCUGAAGGUCUGUACCGAGUGUCUGGCUUCUCAGAGCACAUCGAGGACGUGAGGCUCGCCUUCGACCGAGAUGGUGAGAAGGCGGACAUCAGCGCCGAUGCCUAUGCAGACAUCAACAUAAUUGCUGGUGCUUUGAAGCUCUACUUAAGAGACCUCCCCAUUCCAGUCAUUACAUUUGACUUGUACUCCAAAUUUAUUCAAGCUGCAAAAAUUCCAAACGCUGACUCCAGACUGGAGGCCAUUCACGAGUGUCUGCUGCAGCUCCCACCAGCUCACUAUGAGACCCUACGAUACCUGAUGGCUCAUCUCAAGAGGGUGACAAUGUUCGAAAAGGACAACUUAAUGAAUUCUGAGAACUUGGGGAUCGUCUUUGGUCCAACGCUCAUGCAGCCACCGGAGCAGAAUGCCUUGAUGACCCUGAAUCACAUGAGGCAACAGAAACUAGUGGUGCAGCUCAUGAUAGAGCAUGAAGAUGUCUUAUUCUGAGGAGCGAGGCAUGUGGCGCUCACAGAAACAGAAACGAAGGACGAUUAUUUAUUCUGUCAUAGAGGAAAUUCAAGCCACCUUGAUACUAAUGAAGUUUCAGAAUAGUUUGUUAUCAGAUUGACCUCGAGACGCUUCUUUUUCGCAUGACUGUUUUAGUUGAAGUGGGUUUAGUGUUGCCAUCGUCUUGUUACUGUAGGUUUCCAUGCACAGCCAAGACCAUCACUUUUUAUACUCGGGAAUGAUCCAGUGUUUUGAACUAUCUACCAGUGCUGUUCCCUGUCACUACCUGGUGUAGACUCAGUCAUGCUGACAGCACUGCGUGAAAUCCCCCCCGGGCAGAUUGUCAAUCAGUGUCGGCCUGUAGCUGUGCAAACCAAGCUUCACAGCAGCAGCAGCCGCGCUCACGUUUCCACGUGACGUGUGUGCUCAAUCUGAUUCUUGUGGGGACGUUGCUUAAAACUUCAAUCAAACAGCGUGGAUCCUUUCACUGUACAUUUAAUUGGAUCAUGAGAUGAUCAAUAUUUUACCUGUGUGUGCUAGUAAGAAAAACUACAGAUGAGACAACUGGGCGCUCAUAAAGCACUUUUUUGCAACGAGUGUAAAGAUUUAUUUUGUAAAGAUGUUUAUUUUUGUCUUUUACUCUGCAUCAUGUUCUGUCACAAUAAUAUAUACUGUUGAGAAUGAUGUUUGUUGAAUUGAUGUCAUAAAAAUACAAAA
Messenger RNA from Paralichthys olivaceus (Japanese flounder), 2668 nucleotides. It is a transcript of the gene chn2, whose product is annotated as chimerin 2. The record is from RefSeq and is a predicted model, not a curated record. Gene Ontology annotation, molecular function: GTPase activator activity. Lineage: Eukaryota; Metazoa; Chordata; Actinopteri; Pleuronectiformes; Paralichthyidae. Gene Ontology annotation, biological process: signal transduction; regulation of small GTPase mediated signal transduction; positive regulation of GTPase activity.